Molecule: messenger RNA, 1265 nt
Organism: Aspergillus saccharolyticus JOP 1030-1
Lineage: Eukaryota; Fungi; Ascomycota; Eurotiomycetes; Eurotiales; Aspergillaceae
Gene: mog1
Product: Ran GTPase-binding protein MOG1
Exons: 2
Coding region: 294-1022 (242 amino acids)
Biological process (GO): protein import into nucleus
Cellular component (GO): nucleus
Molecular function (GO): guanyl-nucleotide exchange factor activity; small GTPase binding
Source: RefSeq, a predicted model, not a curated record
CUCAGGGGCGCCAAGCAGGGGAGUGAGUCAUAAGGCUGAGCAUAAUUAGUCAUUAUGCAUUCCCUUGGGCUUGGGGCCCUCAGACCCCGCAGCCCCGCUAUCAUGUGAAGUUCUUCCUUCAGCUCUGAGAAGCAUUCAGCUGCAGCUCGAGCAAAACAAUACACAUAAAUACUUCAACAUUAUCCACGCAACCAUCGAUCACUUGCAUCACGACCUACAAUUCCCCUCAACUCGUCACUGUCAAAAACACCCAACCCCAACCUCCACCUACACACAAAAGAAAAAAAAAAAUCAUGCCCACCUUCACUGAACAACCCCUCUACGGAGGCGCCAUCCAAGGCAUCGUCCCCCAAGGCUGGAUUGACGCGAGCACCCUCCGCGAAAUCCCCGACCACCAAGAACUCUACCUCUCCCCCACAACCCUCUCCUCCCUAAUCAUUGAAGUGAACCAAUUCGUGCCCAACACGACCGCGCAACUCACACUCAAUUCCCACCCGAGCCUCCUCCCUGCUGCGAGCCAAAGCCUCCCCGAUCCCGACCAGGAAACCCUCAACCACGCCGCCACCAUCCACCACCUCCUCGACAUCUGUGACCCCGCCGAUACACUCACCAUUACCUCGGCCCCGAGGCGGGUCUCGCUGGCGAAGUUUCCGGGUCAGGUGGCGGGGUAUAUUGGGACGGCGACGUUCACCUCCAAGGUGGAGGAUGCGAGGGGAAGGGGGAAGGAGGGGCAGGGGCUGCAGCAGAGAGUGGCGGGGGGAGCGGGGGACACCGCGGCAGGGGCUGCUGCGGCGGGAUCGAGUGGGGAUGGGGCGUUGACAACAACCACGCUGUGCUGGUUCUUGUUGGUGCGGUUGGUGGAACAGGAGACUGAUCUGUUGGUGUUGGUGAAUGUGCCGCAGAAGGAGUUUGAGGAGCGCGGGGAUGUGGAGGGGUUGCGGCAGGAGGAGGCGAUUGGGGAGGGGGUGGUGGAGGAGUUGGUGAAACGGCUGGAGGUGAAGGAGUGGGAGUUGUUUGCUUGAUGCAUGUAUGUCCUGUCUGUCCUCUUUGACAGAGGUGUGUGUAUCUCGGGUAAGGAUUACGGACACUCUUGGGCCUGGGUGGGGGAUGAAUCGGUUAUGCAGUGGUACGUGGAGGUUACGAAUAUGGAAUGACAAGGGAGGGAGGGCUCCUCAGAUGCUCACAUAUAUAUAGAUAGUAGAUAGUUAUUGGCAAAUUGCCCUUGUAUAGAUAGAUACCUAGGUGGUAAUGAAUCAAUCAAAGAC